Acanthochromis polyacanthus (spiny chromis) is the source of this 2702-nucleotide messenger RNA. RefSeq names its product potassium voltage-gated channel, subfamily F, member 1b (gene kcnf1b). Gene Ontology annotation, cellular component: voltage-gated potassium channel complex; membrane. The record is from RefSeq and is a predicted model, not a curated record. Bases 153 to 1472 code for a protein of 439 amino acids. Gene Ontology annotation, molecular function: voltage-gated potassium channel activity. Lineage: Eukaryota; Metazoa; Chordata; Actinopteri; Pomacentridae. The transcript has a single exon. Gene Ontology annotation, biological process: protein homooligomerization; potassium ion transmembrane transport.
GAAAGCUGGGUGCUCAAGCAGUGCCAUUUAGUGCACGAAACUGUCUGGAGACGAAACAUUUUACGCACCAAAAUAAUGGGCUUUAAUUCUGGUUAGUGUUCUUCACUUGAACAUUUUUGGAUAGAAUUUUAUCCUUUCAAACCUUUAAUAAAAUGUGGACAAUUCCGAAGCCCAAAUACAGAGGUGAUUUGUGCGCCGAGGGGGAGAUUGCUGUGAACAUUGGAGGAGUGAGAGUGGUGCUUUUCGGGGACGUUUUGAACCGCUACCCGGAGAGCAGACUGGCGGAGCUGGUGAACUGCUCAACUCAGAAUUCUGAACUGAUCUCGUCUCUUUGUGAUGACUUUGAUCCCGGCAGAAAAGAAUUUUACUUUGACCGAGAUCCUGAUGCAUUCAAGUGCAUAAUCGACGUUUACUACUUUGAUGAAAUCCACAUCAAACGUGGCAUCUGCCCCAUCUGUUUCAUCAAGGAGAUGGAGUUCUGGAAAAUAGACCAAAGUGUUUUAGAUGAGUGCUGUAAAAGUUACCUCAGCGAGAAAGAGGAAGAGUUGAAAGAAAUUGCAAGCAAAGUGAAAGUCAUUCUGGAGGAUCUGGAGGUGGAUCAGUGCAUUACGCGCACCCAGCGGUGCCAGAGGUUCCUGUGGAAGCUGAUGGAAAAGCCGGAUUCCUCCCUGCCGGCGCGCAUCAUUGCCAUCGCAUCCUUCCUCUCCAUCCUGGUCUCGGCGGUGGUGAUGUGUGUGGGAACCAUCCCGGAGCUCCAGGUGACGGACGCCGAGGGGAAACUGGUGGAGCAUCCGACCCUGGAGGCGAUCGAGACCGCCUGCAUGUUGUGGUUCACCACGGAGUUCUUACUGCGUCUCGCCUCAUCUCCGAACAAGCUGCACUUUGCGCUCUCCAUCAUGAACAUCAUAGACUUCAUGGCCAUCAUGCCUUUCUAUGUAGUCCUGUCUCUUACCUACCUCGGCACCACAUCCAUGAUGGAACUGACCAACGUGCAACAGGCUGUCCAGGCGCUCCGCAUCUUGCGCAUCGCGCGUAUUUUUAAGCUGGCCCGCCACUCCUCCGGACUGCAGACUCUGACCUACGCGCUGAAGAGGAGCCUCAAAGAGCUGGGACUGCUCCUCAUGUAUAUGGGCGUCGGGAUCUUCGUGUUCUCAGCACUAGGCUACACCAUGGAGCAAAGUCACCCGGAGACACUUUUCAGGAGCAUCCCGCAGUCUUUCUGGUGGGCCAUCAUCACCAUGACCACGGUGGGCUAUGGAGACAUCUAUCCCAAAACCACCCUCGGAAAAUGCAACGCAGCCGUGAGCUUCCUGUGCGGGGUCAUAGCCAUCGCUUUGCCCAUCCAUCCCAUCAUUAAUAACUUUGUUAUCUUCUACAAUAAGCAGAAAGUGCUGGAGACUGCAGCAAAGCACGAAGUGGAGCUGAUGGAGCUGAAGUCUGGCAGGGAGGCGCGCAGGAAAAGUAGUGAUUAAGAGAAGAAAUCAGUUUGAACAUGUGAAGACUUUUCUCACAAAAGAUGAUUUAAUAACUGAAGUAAACUAGACUAAAGUUAAAAACACAGGCUACAGCGAAAUAUUGUAUAUAUUUCAAUGUAACUGCAUUCAAGACCCCUCCAUAAGACUUUGGAAGGACCUGCUGAGGCUGUGGGAGGUCUGCACACAGUGAUGCCUGUACAUAGCGCCGUAAUGCAGCUGCUGUCUUUGCUCUGCUGUUGUUGUCAUUCUGCAACAUGUGAUGUACUGCUUCUACCUGUGAUCCAGUUUUCACGUCCACUCUGUUAUUGUUAAGACAAUUGUAGAAUUAAACUUUGUGCAUGAAAGAACCUUUCCACAUGUGCAGAAAGAACCAUAACAUCACCUUCAGUCUAAGUAAAGGUCAAUCAAAAACUUUCAGUGUCAAUAAAAUGUGGUAAAAAUGCAACAAUUCUUUGCAAAAAUUUAUUUGAAGUGAAUAAGAGACUUUGGCAACACACGUUAGAGUGAUUAACAGGAACGUUAUUCUUUGUGUUUUCAUGUUGUAGAGACAAAAUAAUAACAUUAAGAUUGAAUCAUAUUACCCUCAGGGUUGGGAUAUUGUGGGAUAUUUGUAACAUUGUGGAUUAUGCUCACUUACAUUGGAAAUUCAUUCGAAGCAAAUACUUUCAAUCUACAGGUAUUGAAAGAGGAAUGAUUGCAGCAAACAAAAACAUUUUGAUGGGCAUAUUAAUGCCUGACUCCUGCCUAACGACAGAAGCUUUGCUUUAAUGUCACAAUCUGACAUAUAUUUCUUUGAUAGCAUAUGUGCUGCAUAAGGACCUUGAGCCACAGUGUGGAGGAUUUCUGUUAUUUUAAGAAAUAUCUCUUGCUGGAAAAUUAACUAAGCUAAAUUAUGCAUGACUAAUAAUGAGUCAUCAGAUGCAUCAUCCAGAAAACAGGUGUGUGACUAAAAAAUUCAUCCCCUGAAGCAGAAUACUCCAAAGGUGCUUGCAGAGGAAUAUUUCAUGUGAAGACAGCUAUCAAAAUUGACUCAUUGAUGUCACCGGCCUGUAAUAAUUGAAUGUGUGCAAUGUGGUAAUUCCUGUGAGACAGACAGUGGAAGUUUGACUAGAAAUCAAGCUUUAAAGGACACAAGAACAAGUGCUUUCAUCAUGUGCUCCUUCAUUCUUGUAAAAAAUGUGCUUGUUUGAGAAGCUUAAUAAACUCCAGGAUGGCAUUAACCUCAAA